CUUUGCCCCCAAACCCUUCUUUUACCACAAAUCCAAACGAUUUUUGUUUCUCCUCCUCUGCCUGUCCAGUUAAAAUUUCAUUUCAUUGAAAAAGCUUCCUCUUCUUCAACCAGGCAUAACCAGGCUGAACUCCGAAACGAUUUUGAGCAACCUGAACCAUCUACAGAGCCCAGGCAACAUCUAAACUGCCUAAUGGAGAUCAUAAAAUUAUUACAGGAACGGUGCCUGUCCAUUCUAAACGUUUUGGUACGAAUCUGCCUCGGUCCAUUCCGCAGGUUUGCGUUGACUCCUCCACUCAGCCGGCAAACGCAACCUGAUCGCCAAAACGCUUUUGACCAGCUCGCACCACCAUUCUCUGCGUCUGCAUCCACGGAGCCCUGGCAGAUAUUCAUUAACCAUCGCGGAAGUGAUGUCAAAUACACACUUGCCAGCAAAAUUCACCAAACACUUGAUGGCAAGGGAUUCCGAGCUUUCCUCGAUGUAGAAGAACUUAAGGCCGGCGACGUGAUACCAGCAGAAAUAGCAGCAGCAAUGAAGAGUGCCUCUCUUCACAUUGCCAUUUUUUCUCCCAACUAUGCCCAAUCCCCAUGGUGUUUGGCUGAGCUAUCUUUCAUGCUAAAAACUGGUGCAAAAGUUAUCCCCAUAUUCUAUCAUGUUGAGCCCUCUGACCUCAGAUGGAUUGAGCAAGGAAAAGGAAAAUAUGCCCAUGCAUUUUCAGAUCACAGAAAGAAAGGCAGAUACACCCAGGAAAAGCUCAAUGAGUGGAAAAAGGCACUUCACGACAUUUCAUUCCAUUCCGGCCACGAGGUCAAAAAUAAUGAGGACGAGGCCACAGUUUUGAAGAAUAUUGUAACUUGUGCAUUGAAAGUCAUGAAAAGUGUUCCCUUGUGGGUCGCCGAACAUCCCCUUGGAUUGGAUGAAAUGGUGAAAGGCUUCCAAUCAGUCGCAAGUGAAGGCAAUGUAAAAAUCACGGGGAUCGUGGGCAUGGGAGGUAGUGGUAAAACCACUUUGGCCAAAGAACUCUUCAACAUAAACUUUUCCUCCUUUGAGAGAUGCAGUUUUGUUUCGGAUGUGCGUGAUGCAGCAUCCAGAAAUGCUCUGCUUGACAAGCAGAAAAAGCUUCUAACAGACCUCGGUGUCCAUCAUCUGUCAUUCGACAGUGUAGAUGAAGGCAAAGCAGUUCUCGGAAAUCAAUUGGGCUCUCAUCGGGGGCUCAUCGUUUUGGAUGACGUGGAUCACAUCGACCAGUUGAAUGCUCUUUUGCCAAAUAAAGACAACCUUGGAUCCGAGAGUAUGGUUAUUGUAACAUCCCGUGAAUUGGGGGUCCUUAAAUUAUGGGGCCUUUCCUGCAUUUAUAAAAUGCCAGGACUGAACAGGUCACAGGCCGAGCAGCUGUUCUGCUGGCACGCUUUCUUGCAACACUUUCCACCCACUGGAUUUGAAACUCUGGUUCAAGAUUUCUUGAAGGCAUGCAAUGGGUUGCCUCUGUCGCUAAAGGUUUUGGGGGCACAAUUAUAUGGCGAAAAGUCAAAAGAUUACUGGAAAUCCCUAUUAAAUAAACUCUCAAGAGUAUUGCCUGGCGACAUCCAAAAAAGUCUACAGCUUAGCUAUGAUGCUCUGGAUGAAGAAGAAAAAGAGAUGUUCUUGGAUGUGGCUUGUUUUCUCAUUGGAGAAUGGAAAAGCACUGCUACAGCAGUGUGGGAUGGAAUGCAUUGGAGUGGUCUGCACGGUUUACAAACACUUGUGAAUAAGUGUCUUGUGGAGCUGGUUUACGAGAGAGAUGGUCAGAGCGGACACUUCUUGUACGAGAAGAGGGAGAAGCUAAGGAUGCAUGAUCAUCUCAGGGAUAUGGGAAGGGAGAUAAUCAGAGCGGAAACUUAUUGUACGCGAAGAGGGAGAAGCUAAGGAUGCAUGAUCAUCUCAGGGAUAUGGGAAGGGAGAUUGCAAGUAGACACUCAUCAAAUCGUCUUUGGCAGCCACAGAUUAAUGACAUAAAGAAACAUUUCAAGAAAGAAAUGCCAAUUCGAGGGAUACAACCUCCAGCUACUUUUGUCGCAUACAAAGAGUACACCCAAUUAAUGGGAAUCUCAAGUAGAUUAUCAAAUGGAUUAGAAAUUCUUCAUGUAGAAGGAAAUGAUUUCACAGAAAAUUUUGCAUCGUUAUCAGAACAUCUUGUGUGGCUUCGCUGGGAAGGUUUUCCCCUAAAAAAAAUUCCAGUAUGGCUUACAUUAAGACAUUUAAGUGUUUUAGAGAUUCAUGGUGCUCAUGAGCUGGAAGAAUUGUGGGAAGAUAAUGUGGAUCCUCCUGAGCAAUUGAGAGAGCUUAUUAUAGAGUGGAGCGGAUAUUUGCAGCGGCUUCCAAGCUCAAUUGGACGUCUUCACUAUUUGUCGUUUUUUGCUCCAAAUCUAUCUUCACUACCUGAUGGUUUUGGCAAUUUAAAAAGCUUGAAGUCUCUAGAUUUAGGUAGAUGCGAGCAGUUGAGCGAGUUGCCAGGUUCUUUCACGCAGUUGAUGCACCUGGAAAAGCUACAAAUAUCAGAAUGUGAAAUUCUGUCCUCACUACCUGAUGGUUUUGGCAAUUUAAAAAGUUUGAAGUCUCUAGAUUUAGGUAGAUGCGAGCAGUUGAGCGAGUUGCCAGGUUCUUUCACGCAGUUGAUACACCUGGAAAAUCUAAAUUUAUCUUUUUGUGCCAAGCUUAAACUGAAAUUAGAUGUACUUGAAAACAUCAAGAAGCUCGCGUUCUUGGGACUCAGAGGUUGCGAGGAAAUAGAAGAUCUGCCUCAUCAGAUAGUGAACCAGGUUGCAUCAAGUUGAGAGCUUUACCUACUAACAUUGGUGCACUGGUCAAAUUAGAGUAUCUCACAUUUGAAAGUCCGAUGUUAAAAUGCUUGCAAAAUUCUCUUGUAAACUUGUGCUCAUUGAAGAAGAUUAGAAUUAUAGAUUCUAUUGGUGAAAUGGAUUUUGAUGCCCGGGCUGAAGACCACAAACAAGUCUCCAGGAUAUCAAUUUCCAGUAAUUGUUGUCCCGAUCUUGAAACUUUCGAGGUUGAGAAAAGUCUCCAUUUAAUGGAGAUAGAGACACUGCCAGUGUCUCUCAAAACCCUAUCAAUAAGAACAUGCCACGUGCUGAAGAAUAUUGGGUGUAUUAGUGGUCUCGUAAGCCUUAAAAAAUUGCUUAUAUGUGAUUGUCCGCAGAUACAAGAACUCCCAAGCUUUGCUGAUUUGGUUUCGCUGAAAGAAUUUGAAAUGGCGGAUUGCCCCAAAGUUGAAAAAAUAGAAGGUUUGCAACACUCCAAGUCAUUGAAGGAUCUGUUGCUUCGAAAUACCUGUUGGAAGGUGCCCGGUAUACAAAGUUUGGAGAGAGUGGAACGAUUGGACGAACUAGUGCUCGAAUGUGACACCAUAUCAGCUGUGAAACCUUGUAUUCAGUCUAUGAAGGAAUGCCCAAGGUAUCUGAGGAUACAAGGUAGCGUGAGCCGUUUCGCGGAGCCAGCUGUCAACGAGGUGGAUAAGACGUCCGGACAAUGGAAGAAGGGUGAUUAUUUGUUUUAUUUGGAGGGAAAGGAGGAGAAUGAGGAGGAGAGGAAAGUGGUACGAAUAUGUGUGUGCCUCGACGGUAUUACUCGUUAUAUGUCCAUUAGCGGCCUUCGGGGAAGGGGAAGUGUUGAAGUAGAGAGAGAGAGAGCAGUGGUAGUUGAGGGAAGAAGGGAAAGAGUGGUGGAGGCAUUUUACCGAUUAUUAGCACGUCUGGAAUAGGUAACACUCAUUUUAUGCUUUUAAGAAAAUAAGAUAGCCUAGGGAGAAUUAUGCGGCAGCCUAAAUUAACUUUAUGUAAAGUUUAUUGUUCUUGGAUUUAUAUUUCUAUUUGUGCUCACAAGUAUAUAUGAUUGCUAUAUAUAAUAUAAAAUAUUUUUUUA
Cryptomeria japonica (Japanese cedar) is the source of this 3915-nucleotide messenger RNA. Its product is annotated as disease resistance protein Roq1. Gene Ontology annotation, molecular function: ADP binding. The transcript has 5 exons. Lineage: Eukaryota; Viridiplantae; Streptophyta; Pinopsida; Cupressales; Cupressaceae. The record is from RefSeq and is a predicted model, not a curated record. Gene Ontology annotation, biological process: signal transduction; defense response. Bases 193 to 1905 code for a protein of 570 amino acids.